This is a messenger RNA of Caenorhabditis briggsae, 1092 nucleotides long. RefSeq names its product Protein CBR-BATH-37 (gene Cbr-bath-37). The transcript is spliced from 6 exons. Gene Ontology annotation, cellular component: membrane. Lineage: Eukaryota; Metazoa; Nematoda; Chromadorea; Rhabditida; Rhabditidae. The coding region runs from base 1 to 1092 and encodes 363 amino acids. The record is from RefSeq and is a predicted model, not a curated record.
AUGACCUACGAGGAAGACGAUGGUCUGAAUUCGACACUUAUCCCAUAUCCGUACAUUGCUAUUCCUCCCCCUACACAGCAACCAUCAAAUAUAGAACUGUUUCUCUCCCUACUCCAUCUUGUUUGUCUGACAUCAAGUCUCUGCGGAAACGUUUCCCAACUUGUGCUUCAGUUAUACACAAGAAGAUUACGAGAUUCAACUCAUGUUCAAAAGUUCCUUGCCUUUUUCUUCAUCAUCAACGCAUUUGUUUCUCUGGGAACUCCGUGGAUGAUAGUUGAAACAUUAGUCCGCCAUUGGACAUUUGGACCAAAUGCAUGUAAAGCCUAUCAGGCUACUGCCCAAGUUGGAAGAACAGUUCUCCCUUAUAUUAUUGUGGCUCUUUAUGUGAUUACGAGUAUUUCAAUAAAUCCCUCAAGAAAGUGUAGCAUGCGGCAAUCGUUUACUUCAAUGAUACUUGUUAUCAUAUUUGCCCUUCUCGUGCUUUUCAUCAUCAUUCCGGUCAUUGGAAGCUCUACACUUGUUCCACAAAUUCAUGGAAACCAUUUACCGGGAGAACUGUACAGUGUGAUGUUUGAAUCAUUUUUCUGUGUGAUUCCAUUUUCUGAAGAAGUGUAUACGGAUGGAGUUGCACUCCUUGUGGAAGUUAUUGUUCCUCUUAUUUUAUGUAUCAUCUGUGCAAUUCAACUGAAAACUGCGCCAAAAGGAUCAAACCCACAGAUGUCUACAGAUUCUAUGAACUACUAUUUGAUAUGGAUAUCGGUCAUCCACUUCUCGACAAGUUUUUGGUACUAUUUUUCUACUGAAACAAAAUUAUGGAUUUUCGGUUUUAUUCCUUCUCCCAUGGACUAUAGAGAUAUCUUAUGCUUGCUGCCGUAUUUAUCCUCUUCUCUUACUUGGUAUCCUGCAUCUGACAUGAGCGCCUUCUGGUCAUUAUACGAGGCUCAAAGUGAAAGUCCACAGUCAUUCCACAGCCGUAACUCAUCUCGUCACGUUCGUCUAGUAGUACCCCCGUCGACGUCCGCAUUGGAAGACGGCGGAUACAGUCAUAACUGUCAUUUACCAUUAAGUUCUCAGAAUACAUGUGAUGUUUGA